Molecule: messenger RNA, 4251 nt
Organism: Mesocricetus auratus (golden hamster)
Lineage: Eukaryota; Metazoa; Chordata; Mammalia; Rodentia; Cricetidae
Gene: Cd28
Product: CD28 molecule
Exons: 4
Coding region: 75-743 (222 amino acids)
Biological process (GO): positive regulation of T cell proliferation; T cell costimulation; T cell activation
Cellular component (GO): external side of plasma membrane; membrane
Source: RefSeq, a predicted model, not a curated record
UGUUGGCAGGUACCACUUCAGUUCACAUCAUCCUCUGCCCUGCUCAAGGAGGAGGGGCUGCAGCCCUGACCCUCAUGAGGACAAUGUCACUCAUGCUGCUGUUCUUGGCUCUCAACUUCUUCUCCUCAGUUCACGUAACAGAAAACAAGAUUUUGGUGAAGCAGUCACCCAUGCUUGUGGUGGAUAACAAUGACGUCACCCUCAGCUGCAGGUAUUCUCACAACCUCCUUUCAAAGGAGUUCCGGGCAUCCCUGUACAAGGGAGUGAACAGUGAUGUGGAAGUCUGUGUUGUGAAUGGGAAUUUCUCCUAUCAGCUUCAGUUUCACUCAAAUGUGGGCUUCAACUGUGACGGGAAUCUGGACAAUGAAACGGUGACAUUCUACCUCCGGAAUCUGCACGUUAAUCAAACAGACAUUUACUUCUGCAGAAUUGAGGUCAUGUAUCCUCCUCCUUACCUAGACAAUGAGAAGAGCAAUGGAACUAUUAUUCACGUGAAAGAGAAACAUCUUUGUCCUGAUCAGGCAACUCCUACGCUGUUGUGGGCAUUGGUCGGGGCUGCUGGAGUCCUGCUUCUUUAUGGCUUGGUAGUGACAGUGGCUCUUUGCGUUAUCUGGAAAAAUAGCAAAAGGAACAGACUCCUUCAGAGUGACUACAUGAACAUGACACCUCGGAGACUCGGGCCCACGCGCAAGCAUUACCAGCCCUACGCUCCUGCGAGAGACUUUGCAGCCUACAGCCCCUGACAGGGACCCCUAUCCAGAAGCCAGCCGGCUGGUGCCCCUCUACCUGCUCAACACCAGUGCUCUGGAUAGGAAAGGACAGUCUCGUUUUCAGCCGGCCACUUGGGACCUCUACUGGGCCACCUUUGUUAAUAGUUUCAGAGCAUCUUGAUCUGACAUCACGAUCUUCUUGAGACUCUGGAAUGAAUUUAAAGAAACUUCCACGACAGGUUAAAUUCUGCAUGCCUUGACCCAAACUCAAGCUUAGUAUAUUUAUCGACUUGAUUGAGAAGUUAGAGUAGAGAAAACAAGAAGCUAGAGGAUUCAUUCUGCCUUGGAAGCCAAUUUCCAGGAUGUCCCUGGUUGCUUUCUCACUUACUGGCAUGUGUGUGACUUUCAGUCGUGUGAAGUGUGGUAGCUAAAGAUGUUUAGAUGGAGUAGAAGGCUAGAACAGCCUUCUCUUUGGCUAAGUUGGUGUUUAGAGUGGGUAUAGGUUAGAGUUACAGAGUACAGUACUUACAUAUUUGAAAAGAAUUAAAACACUGUUUCCCACUCAUGAAAUGAGCCACUUAGUUCCUGUUUAGUGUUUUCUUGUUAGUUUAGAAAGCUGUGGACAUGUUUUUAAUGAACUGUGAUCAUUUUAAAUCACUUUGACCCAUGGAAUGCCCUCAAAGCACCCCCAGGACUUGCUUUCCUCAUUUCCUGUCUUGGGAAUUCAGUAUUAUUAAUAGUCACAACAUGAUUUCAGAACUAAAUAGCCCCCACCCCAGGAAGAAUGUGAGAGGAAAUAAGGUCAAUAUAUAUACAAAUAUAUCUGAAUGCUAUGAAGGAUUACUUGUUUAGUAGCUUGUUAUAGGCAAAUCAUUUUAAGUUUCAACUUCCCAGAGUUGGUUUCCUUGUUGUCCUUAUGGGUAUCUGCAGUGGAAUACUGAAAUUGCAUCUAUAUAGCACUAGUCAUGAUACUGUGAAAAAGAGGGUGUUAGCAUUGAGUAGGUGACCAGGAUGAGUUCCUGGGAGCUUUCUCUGAAGAAGGGGAUGAGGCAACUCUUGACAUAUACUAAAGAGGUGGAUAUUUUCCAGACAGCAUCUUAGGGAGCCCCAGUGUAAGUUCUUUUAGACUCUAAGGUUUAGAGGGACUGUUUUUAGCUCUAGGGCUCAGAGUUUCAGGAUUUUGUGAGCUCAGCUGCUUUGUACCCUGUGGAUUCACUGGCAUGAAAAAUCAUUUUGUAGUGUGUCUUUAGGAACAACAUUGAAGUUCUCAAGAGAUCCUGCAAGGCCUGAUACUGGAAUGAAUAUGAACCUUUUUUUCUUUGCUUCCAGUUUGGGCCAAUUGGAAUAGAUCUGGGAACCUUAAAGAAUGAGUCUACAGAAAUCUUUGCCAUUUUUUUAGUGCUUUGAACUAUUCAGAGGUUUUAGAGGCAGGAGGACCUGCCAUUACUAGUUGAAUGACCAUAGGCAAGUCACUGUUUAUCUAAGGCUAUGAUUUCUCAACUGUAAAAUGAAGAUAAAGAAACUUGCUGUGAUCCCCCUGCCUCUGACUCCCAAGUGCUGGGAUUACAUGAGUGCACAAUCAUGCCCAGCUUGUAACAAAUUUGAAUUCAUGAGGAUCUCUCAGCUUCAAUAAUUUUCUAAACAAUUGCAAUAGUUUAUCUUGUAAUCAAACAUAAGGCAUUUGCCCCUACUGUUGUUUUUGUGUAUAAAGAGGUCUUUAAACUUUUUUUUAAUAUGAGAAGGAGGAAGGGAUGGGACUCUUUUAAUUCUAGACAGACGAUAUCAUUCUCAGAUAGUUUUUUUUAAUUGGCUUACACUCUGUGCCUUUAAUUAAACCAGUGAAGGCCAAGAUCAGUCCAACUUGUGUGUUGAAAGAUGGCUGAUCCUGGCACUUGUGAUUGCAGCCAGCCUUUUGACAUGUAUAGUUCUUGAAUUGCAGUUGUAAAAUUACAUUUGAAAAAUGAUGUCACUGGAGAGUUUUUAGAAAGGGCAAUAGCAAAUAACAAACACUUUUUUUUUAAUGGAAAGAUUUGAUCUUUGGUAAUCAAUAACUUUAUUUUCUAACUGGAAAAGGAGGGUUACUGAAGAUGAAUCACAUCUGAGAUUUUUCAUAUCUACUCUGAACAGAACCAAUGCAUAGGAGUCAUGGGUGUUUCACUAUUGGUAUGAUCCAACAAAUGCUUUAAAAAACACUGGUUUAGAGUAAUGUUUUUGCCCUUUCAGAUGUAAUAUGUAUGAAGAAAACUGUGUCACUUGCUGCUAUUAUUGUAAGAGUCUUGGAGUUAAAGGUGUGCCUGAAGGUUUUAAUUGUGAGCGCACCUAUUUGGGACUGAGCAUGCCAAUUUAAAGAGACCGAGUGUAUCUUAUAUCUGCAUCCAAUGAUAAAAUUACUACACUAACAUGUGCCUGUUUUAAACUUGUGCUUUAAUGUUGUCCUCAGGAUGGUUGGCAAGGAAUCCGAAGAUAUUUUGCUAUUUGAAAGAGUGUAUCAUGAGUCUUUUUACAUCUCUGUAUUCUCUCUCUCUCUUGUGUGUGUCUCCCCGCUCCACUGACUCUCUCUCUCUCUCUCUCUCUCUCUCUCUCUCUCUCUCUCUCUCUCUCUCUCUCUCAUUUGUAUGCCUCCCCAUCCCCUGACUCUGCCUCUAUUUCUCUCUCCAGAUUUUCAAACAUUGGUUUCUCUUGAAAGAAAUACAACUAGUGGUUUCUUUGCUUGGCUUCAGUAGCAGUUUAUCAAUCGGCCAAUGUUUCCCAUCCCUUGAGAUAUCAGGCUGACUUUAUCCAUGUGCCCUGUCUGAUAUGUCUGCUAUGGGACAGCUAUAGCUCAACUGAGCCUUCCAUCAUUUAGUUCUUCAAUCAUUUAGUCAACUAACUGAGCCACUAAUUUGCAUGGCUAUUCUAAUAGGCUUACUGAUGGUCAGAUGGUUGUCUGAUCCCUCACCCCAGUCUCUGUACUGCCAUGUGGGAACUCCAGUGGACUUACAUUAUCUCCUAUAAAUGUUAAGUUCAACUACAUGAGAUGGGCCUGAAAGCACAGUACUCACUUCCAAUUAGUCACCAUGAACCCAGGUAAAACACAAUGGCAUGGAUUCUUUCAGGACUUAGCUGACUGAGUUUGUGCUAUUUGCAAGACCAGAUGAAGCUUAAAUCAAUCUCUCACUGAUAUGUUAAUGCAAAUAUCAAAGGCUUGUUCCCUUAUCAGGGACUUUACACAUACUCUUUUCUCUGUCUAGAAUGUUAUUUCCUAGAUAUCUACUUAGUUUGCUCUUACUUCCUUGACACAUUGGCUUAAAUGUUACUUUCAGCUGUAGUUAAUUACCUUUAUAACUUGUCUUCUCACCUUGUUUAUUUUCUCUAUAACAUGUUACCAUCUCAUAUACUAGAUAUUUUCCUUAUUUAUUGGUUUACUGAUUAUUUUUCUAAUCUAGACUGGAUCUCCAUAGGGAAAGAACUCCAUUUGCUUUUUUUUCUGUAUUUCCAGUGCCUAGAAUAAUGUGUAGCAUGCAAUAAGUAUUUAUUGGCUGAAUAAAUGGAUUUCACAUGG